AUGACGGCAAAGGCGUGUAUACUGGUGACGGUAAGUGACGUGUGUACUGAUGGCGGUAGUGACGUGUGUACUGAUGGCCGUAGUGACGUGUGUACUGAUGGCGGUAGUGACGUGUGUACUGAUGACGGUAGUGACGUGUGUACUGAUGACGGUAGUGACGUGUGUACUGAUGACGGUAAUGACGUGUGUAUUGAUGACGGUAGUGACGUGUGUACUGAUGAUGGUAGUGACGUCUUUACUAAUGACGUCACUGACGUAAAUACUACUGACGGUAGUGACGUGUGUACUGAUGACGGAAGUGACGUGCGUUCUGAUGACGGUAGUGACGUGUGUACUAAUGACGGUAGUGGCGUGUAUACCGAUGGCGGUAGUGACAUGUAUACUGAUGGCGGUAGUGACAUGUGUACUGAUGACGGUUGUGACGUGUAUACUGAUGACUGUAGUGACGUGUGUACUGAUGGCGGUAGUGACGUGUAUACUGAUGACUGUAGUGACGUGUAUACUGAUGACUGUAAUGACGUGUAUACUGAUGACAGUAGUGACGUUUAUACUGAUGACUGUAGUGACGUGUGUACUGAUGGCGGUAGUGACGUGUGUACUGAUGACGGUAGUGACGUACUGAUGACGGUAGUGACGUGUAUAUUGAUGGCGGUAGAGACGUAA
Mya arenaria is the source of this 663-nucleotide messenger RNA. RefSeq names its product clumping factor A-like. The record is from RefSeq and is a predicted model, not a curated record. The transcript is spliced from 2 exons. NCBI's taxonomy places the organism in Eukaryota, Metazoa, Mollusca, Bivalvia, Myida, Myidae. Bases 1 to 663 code for a protein of 220 amino acids.